AUGACCUCCUACUUUCCAUUUUUCAUGGUUCCCAGUGAGGCCACUGUGUUGACAAUGUGCAAAGAGCGGCCUUUUGUUUUAGUGGCGGCAUUGGCUGCAGCGACCUCCUCAGACAAGAAAUUACAAAAGUCCCUUGGUGACAAAUUCAGAACCUGCGCUCUCCACACUAUUGUGGUUAACAAUGAAAGGAGCCUAGAUCUUCUGAAUGGGAUGCUAGUAUACUUGGCCUGGUAUCAGUUUUAUUAUAUUCCGAAGCAAGAACAAUUCAACCAACUACUCCAUAUCGCGAUUGGCAUGGUCGGUGACAUGGGCUUGAACCUCACACCUGCCGAGGCAAUGAGUAGGAAGGCGGGACUUCGAUUGACACAUUAUCGCAAAUUCUCUACACCUUCAGCGAACCACGAUGAAUUCUUUAGCCGAGAAGCUCGCCGAGGAUACUUGGGAUGCUUUUAUCUUUCGAGCAUCACUUGCUGGAUCACAAUGAAGCCAACCGAUUUGGAGCAUCCAACGGACGCAUUGCUUUUACCGCUAGUCCAGCUUCAAAACAUGGCCGAGGUAAAUCACCGCAGUCUUUCAACUGUUGAUAACACUACACAUGAUCACAUGAAUGGUCUAGAUCUUGAAAGUAAGGUUCAAUCCUUUCAAGUCGAAUUCAAGCAGUGGAAGCACUCGCUUCCACUUGUAUCUCAGCAACCAAACGGGAUGGACCUGGCUUGUGACGUUGCUGUAAUGCAUGUCUACGAGAUGGGUCUUGUCAAUGUGUUUGCAACGAAAAUGCGACAAACGAAACAUUCUUCGAAAAAUUCAACAAGCUCAUCUUCUACGUCUCGAAUUCACCUGGAGGUACUCUUUCUCUGUUUGAAAUCAGCAGGGCAGCUUGCUCAAAAUUUCCUCUCCAUCCCAACAUCUGAAUACAGCAGUCUCUCUUACAUACAGUGGUCUGGCCUCAUAUAUGCUAUCAUCAUCAUUUAUCGACUGACAGUCGGGAUUCCCCAGCUUCGUGACUGGGAUGUUCGAGUUGCGCGAAGGACCAUUGACUUUAAUUCUGUACUAGACACACUCUGCAGUCGCUUCAAAAGUGUAUCGAUUUGUGAUCCUAACUUAUUGGAGAAUGGAGACCUAUUCUCCAUGAUGGGCUCAAUUUUUGAAAAUAUCAAGCAGACCUACGAGAGACUCGAGCAGCUGCCGCAGGAUGAUAGUGCAGAUGACACUAGCCCAGUUCAUGCCACUAGCUUUUCGCCCCUCACACUCAAAUACCGGCAUCCAUGCCCUGCAUUCCCGACCUGGAGGACAGGCCGGCUAGGAUAA
This is a messenger RNA of Penicillium expansum, 1308 nucleotides long. RefSeq lists its product as uncharacterized. Gene Ontology annotation, molecular function: DNA-binding transcription factor activity, RNA polymerase II-specific; transcription cis-regulatory region binding. The transcript has 5 exons. Bases 1 to 1308 code for a protein of 435 amino acids. The record is from RefSeq and is a predicted model, not a curated record. Gene Ontology annotation, cellular component: nucleus. Gene Ontology annotation, biological process: regulation of DNA-templated transcription. Lineage: Eukaryota; Fungi; Ascomycota; Eurotiomycetes; Eurotiales; Aspergillaceae.